ACCACAUUUAAAUUAUGUAAAAUUGUGCGUUUUCAGUGUUUAAAAGUGUUUUAUUCGUGAUUGAAAUAAUGAUUUUGAAUAAAAAUAAAAUAAAGAGAAUCAUGAAUAAAAUAAUUGUGUAACGUCAAAGCGAAAACAUCAUGUGCAUUGGAAAGUGUUGCGGGAAGGGCGCUAACAAUGAUAACAUACCGUACGGACCUGGAGGAUUUCAACAAGGUUUUCAACAGGGUUACCAGCAGUUUCAGCAGGGGGCUGGUUACCAACAAGGAUACCAGCAGGGAGGUUACCAACAGGGGUACCAACCAAAUCAGGGCUAUCAGUAUCAACAAGGGGGAUAUGACCAGAGCCAGGGUUAUCAACAAGGGGGAGGAUUCCAGGAUCAAGCGAGCCAAGCCACUCGAGCUGCUGAAUCGCAUUGCCCGAAAAUCGACAAGGAGCAUUUGAUAACGUGCGGCAAACACAUCUUAGAAUUGAUCAAGAAGUACAUGGGCCACGGGCACGGCGGUGGCGGUGGCGGUGGCGGCGGUGGCGGUGCCGGUGGCGGUGGCGGUAGACCUGGAUAUUCCGGGGGAGGAGGCUACGACGGGCAGAAUAAAGGCGGGGAUAAUGUUGGAUCUCCUAGAUUUGGGGAACAGAAAAAUGCUGAAGAAGACACGGAUGAUGAGCACAAAAGAGAUGAACACACUGAUGAUGAGCACCACACCGAUGAUGAGCACCACACUGAUAACGAUGAUGACCAUGAAGACCAUGAUGAUCAUGAGGACCAUGAUGAUCAUGACGACCAUGAAGACCAUGACGAUCACCACGAUAAACGCCAUUAA
Messenger RNA from Ostrinia nubilalis (European corn borer), 821 nucleotides. Its product is annotated as ctenidin-1-like. The transcript is spliced from 4 exons. NCBI's taxonomy places the organism in Eukaryota, Metazoa, Arthropoda, Insecta, Lepidoptera, Crambidae. The coding region runs from base 141 to 821 and encodes 226 amino acids. The record is from RefSeq and is a predicted model, not a curated record.